Messenger RNA from Amoebophrya sp. A120, 315 nucleotides. Lineage: Eukaryota; Dinophyceae; Syndiniales; Amoebophryaceae. The record is from the annotation of a GenBank genome assembly.
AUGUACCUCCCGAGAAAUGUAUUUCCCAUCAAGAAAUGCAAAUGUACCAACCAACUAGAACAUGAAGUGCAAGACACUACAAACAGAGGCAUUCUUCUUGUCGUUCUCCAGACAACGCUUGGAAUUCGGACAAUUUUUUCAAGACUGGGAGGACUCAACAGAGGACUCUACAACUGCGACUGCCCCUGUACGAUUACACUGCCGUUGUACGAUCUUCUACCCAACAACACAAAUGCAAAAUGCAGGAACCUCCCUGUGCAUGUGCUGCUGUCGACUGCCAUGCUGAUUUCACCUACCGCUCACUCUUUUGUUUAA